Molecule: messenger RNA, 396 nt
Organism: Colletotrichum lupini
Lineage: Eukaryota; Fungi; Ascomycota; Sordariomycetes; Glomerellales; Glomerellaceae
Exons: 3
Coding region: 1-396 (131 amino acids)
Source: RefSeq, a predicted model, not a curated record
AUGCGGCUCCUCUUCCACGCUGCGGUUGCUGCAUCGUCACCGCCGUGGCCCGAAAUACACAUUGACAGGGGCCGUCGGACAGAGACCGAUCUGGACUCUGGCAUAGUGCUGUCCGGAGAUGUCCUUGCGGCUGCAUUCAUUCACUGUGUAGAUGCUGUUCCCGACAGGAGUCCUUCUUUGGCGGCGAUCUGCCUCCUCCCCUCCCCUCCCCUCCCGAUGCGUGGAUGCGUGCGCGCAUCCAUUCAUCCGUCCAGGACUCCAAACGUCCAUCCUGCAGAAUACCUUAUGCGUGUGCACCGCGAUAGGCGGGACCCAAUCGUCCUGUGCGACGUCGGAACGCCUGGUCUGAGUGCCCCUCUUGGUGAUGACAGGCAGGUCAGACUUGCUGCAUGUUAG